CAUGGGAAUCAGGAUGAUUUUGAAAAGAAUAGAUUACCACAAACAAAAGUGGCCGAAGAAGAUCUAAUGGAAAUUUCCAGGUGCCAAACAAAACUAGAUUCUGUAACUCAUAAGCUUGAUGAAUAUGAAAAAAAAUAUAAAGUCAAAUUACACGAAAGCAACAGCAUUCAUGUUUUUAGAAGAUACUUGAACAAGAUUUUAAAUGAAGUUGGAAGACUUGGACUACCCAAUGAUAACACCAGGGAAGUGCAUUACGAUGCUGAAAUCAUCCUCACCAGACAAUCAGUUAAUGAAAUUAACAAGUUCCUUAAGGAAGAAGGCUGGAAAUCUGCAUCUCUAGAUGAAGCCGUUAAUAGUAUCCUGAUUAAUUUUAGACCUCAUGAUUAUGAAACUUGGAAAUGGAAGUUUGAGGACACAUUUGGCGUUGAUCCAUAUAAUGUCUUCAUGGUUCUUUUAUGUUUAGCAAGUAUCUCAGUCAUCAUUGCGACAGAAUUAUGGACACGUGUUAGUUGGUUGACUCAGAUGAAGCGCCUUAUGAUCAUCAGUUUCCUCAUCAGUUUUGGGUGGAACUGGAUGUACCUCUAUAAG
Thamnophis sirtalis is the source of this 588-nucleotide messenger RNA. Lineage: Eukaryota; Metazoa; Chordata; Lepidosauria; Squamata; Natricidae. The record is from RefSeq and is a predicted model, not a curated record.